UUUAUUUGCUUGUAUUAAAUAGUGCAUUUUCACUUGGAUAUUGCUCACUAUAUAAGGGGCUAACAUCUCUUCAUUCUUCAAACAUAGAGUUGGAGCUUCUAAAGAUGGAAAUCCACACAAAACCAGGGCAGCUGCCCUUACUAAUAUGUGCUCUGGCGAUUUGCUUCAUUGCCUCUCAAGUUGCAGCCUAUAAGCCUUACGUUUAUGCUUCCCCACCCCCACCACCAAAGAAAUACUACUACAGCUCACCUCCACCACCACCAUACCAAUACAAGUCACCACCACCUCCGAAACACGUAGAGCAUCCUGAAUAUACCUACAAGUCGCCACCCCCACCACCCAAGAAAUACUACUACAGCUCACCUCCGCCACCACCGUACAAGUACAAGUCACCACCACCUCCAAAACACGUUGAGCAUCCUCAAUAUACACAGCUCACUCCGCCACCACCGUACCAGUACAAAUCACCACCACCUCCGAAACACGUUGAACAUCCUAAAUAUACCUACAAGUCGCCGCCCCCACCACCCAAGAAAUACUACUACAGCUCACCUCCACCACCACCAUACCAGUACAAGUCACCACCACCUCCAAAACACGUAGAGCGUCCUGCAUAUACCUACAAGUCGCCACCCCCACCACCCAAGAAAUACUACUACAGCUCACCUCCGCCACCACCGUACCAGUACAAAUCACCACCACCUCCGAAACACGUUGAACAUCCUAAAUAUACCUACAAGUCGCCGCCCCCACCACCCAAGAAAUACUACUACAGCUCACCUCCACCACCACCAUACCAGUACAAGUCACCACCACCUCCAAAACACGUAGAGCGUCCUGCAUAUACCUACAAGUCGCCACCCCCACCACCCAAGAAAUACUACUACAGCUCACCUCCACCACCACCAUACCAGUACAAGUCACCACCACCUCCAAAACACGUAGAGCGUCCUGCAUAUACCUACAAGUCGCCACCCCCACCACCCAAGAAAUACUUGUCACCACCACCUCCGAAACACGUAGAGCAUCCUGAAUAUACCUACAAGUCGCCACCCCCACCACCCAAGAAAUACUACUACAGCUCACCUCCGCCACCACCGUACAAGUACAAGUCACCACCACCUCCAAAACACGUUGAGCAUCCUCAAUAUACCUACAAGUCGCCACCCCCACCACCCAAGAAAUACUACUACAGCUCACCUCCGCCACCACCGUACCAGUACAAAUCACCACCACCUCCAAAACACGUUGAGCAUCCUCAAUAUACCUACAAGUCGCCACCCCCACCACCCAAGAAAUACUACUACAGCUCACCUCCCCCACCACCAUACCAGUACAAGUCACCACCACCUCCGAAACAGGUAGAGCAUCCUGAAUAUACCUACAAGUCGCCACCUCCACCACCCAAGAAAUACUACUACAGCUCACCUCCGCCACCACCGUACCAGUACAAAUCACCACCACCUCCAAAACACGUUGAGCAUCCCGAAUAUACCUACAAGUCGCCGCCCCCACCACCCAAGAAAUACUAUUACAGCUCACCUCCACCACCACCAUACCAGUACAAGUCACCACCACCUCCGAAACAGGUAGAGCAUCCUGAAUAUACCUACAAGUCGCCACCUCCACCACCCAAGAAAUACUACUACAGCUCACCUCCGCCACCACCGUACCAGUACAAAUCACCACCACCCCCGCCACCACCGUACCAGUACAAAUCACCACCACCUCCAAAGCACGUUGAGCAUCCCGAAUAUACCUACAAAUCGCCGCCCCCACCACCCAAGAAAUACUUCUACAGCUCACCUCCGCCACCACCGUACCAGUACAAAUCACCACCACCUCCAAAACAUGUAGAGCAUCCCGAAUAUUCCUACAAAUCGCCACCCCCACCACCAAAGAAAUACUUUUACAGCUCACCUCCACCACCACCAUACCAAUAUAAGUCACCACCACCACCACCUAAACAUAUAGAACAUCCUGAAUAUUCCUACAAAUCUCCACCACCACCAUACCACUACCAAUCCCCGCCCCCACCUUCGCCAUCUCCACCUCCACCGUAUUACUAUACAUCUCCACCACCUCCAUCACCAUCCCCACCACCACCUUACUACUAAAAUUCACCUCUUCCUAAACACUACCAAGGAAGCCCCUUUGUUGUUCGCUUUUUGUGUUAGAAGCACCUGAUUUCAUGUGGAACUGGUCGUCUUCAAUCUCUUCAAUUGUUUCUUUAUCCUUUUGUAGUACAUGCGUCAAUAAGUGAGAGGUUCAAUGAGGUUCUUGCUUUGUGUGUUCUUUUCUUGAGGUUUCUUUGUAUCGAUCUGUCUUGUAUCAACAACUAAUCUAAAUUCAUUUAUAUCUUUGAAUUGAGAAUCCCAUGCAGUCAUCAUUUAA
Sesamum indicum (sesame) is the source of this 2394-nucleotide messenger RNA. RefSeq lists its product as uncharacterized. NCBI's taxonomy places the organism in Eukaryota, Viridiplantae, Streptophyta, Magnoliopsida, Lamiales, Pedaliaceae. Gene Ontology annotation, biological process: plant-type cell wall organization. The record is from RefSeq and is a predicted model, not a curated record. Gene Ontology annotation, molecular function: structural constituent of cell wall.